Molecule: messenger RNA, 4407 nt
Organism: Hemibagrus wyckioides
Lineage: Eukaryota; Metazoa; Chordata; Actinopteri; Siluriformes; Bagridae
Gene: syt9b
Product: synaptotagmin IXb
Exons: 7
Coding region: 373-1929 (518 amino acids)
Biological process (GO): regulation of calcium ion-dependent exocytosis; calcium-ion regulated exocytosis; regulation of dopamine secretion
Cellular component (GO): dense core granule; membrane
Molecular function (GO): calcium ion binding; phosphatidylserine binding; SNARE binding
Source: RefSeq, a predicted model, not a curated record
CACCAACAAGAUUGAUGCAUUAUUUGGAAGGAACUCUUUUGCGCUCGCGCGCUGCUUCAUUCCGCUUCCUCGUGCGCUCGCGCGGCAUCCAUUCCAGCACGAGCGCACUGCCGAUUGGACCGCUCGCUACUUUUUAGGCUUUAAACCACACUUUAAAGAGAACCAGAAACCCCCCUCCACCCGACCCCACCCCAACACACCGGGCUGUUCUUUCUUGAUUGUGCGCAAGCUAUGCGGUUUAGAUGGAGCGCGUUUGUUAGCGCGUGCCUGCCGUAGGAGUGCGACCGGGUCCGCGUGCGACUCCGGGCUGCGCUUUUGGAUGAGCGCGGCCGAGCCGGAGCGGCGCGCGGUUCACGAGGAUGCUGCGGGGAAAUGCCUGCGGGAAGGGAGGAUGAGAUGUGCGGGAAGGCGCUGGAGUUGCUCUCUGAGCUGUGCUCGCGCGGAGAGGUGCACAGCGACAAGUGCGCCGACUUCAUCUACUCCUUCCGUGAUCUGGGCAGACCGGACUACUCGGACUCCGAUGUGUCGGUGAGCCUGCUGUCGUUGAUGGUGACCUCGUGUGGCCUGGCUCUGUUUGGUGUCUCGCUCUUCGUGUCGUGGAAGUUGUUCUGGGUGCCAUGGCGCGACCGCUUCUGGCCCUCCAGCCUGAGGGAGCAGGAAGGCGAGCAGCAGCUGGUUCUGACCGAAAAGGAGCUUCUGGAGCGCGAGUACAGCGGCGAUUUCUUCAAGGACACGUCGGUGCCCACGCUGGUGCCCGAGUCAGCCAUGAAGAUCAGCCACACCUCGCCGGACAUCCAGCUGGAGGCGCAGACCAAAGCCAAGGAGCACAACCAUGUGCACAUUGCACGCGUGCAGAGGCAGAUCACCGACCCCACUUCAUCUGUCCGACAUAACUCCAUCCGGAGGCAAAUGAACCUCUCAAGCCCUGAGUUCAGCCCAGCUCAGUUCCAGAGACAGGAGUCCUUAUCCGGGCCGGGUCUGGGUCGGAUUAAACCGGAGCUGUACAAGCAGAGGUCGGUGGACACGGAUGACGGCAGGAGAGCAGACAGCUGUGGUCGUCUCCACUUUGUCCUUAAGUACGACUGUGACCUGGAACAGCUGAUCGUGAAGAUCCACAAGGCCGAGGAUCUGCCCGCCAAGGACUUCUCGGGAACGUCGGACCCGUAUGUGAAGAUCUAUCUACUGCCUGAGCGCAAGACCAAGCAUCAGACCAAAGUGCACCGCAAGACCCUCAACCCUGUGUUCGACGAGGUCUUCUUAUUUCCUGUCACGUACGGCGAGCUGCACGCUCGCAAGCUGCACUUCAGCGUCUACGAUUUCGACCGCUUCUCACGGCACGAUCUCAUCGGCCAAGUCGUAGUGGACAACUUUCUGGAUUUGCCAGACUUUCCCGGGGAGACGAAGCUCUGCAGAGAUAUUCUCUACGUCACUGCGGAUAACGUGGACUUGGGUGACCUGAUGUUUUCGCUCUGCUACCUUCCGACCGCGGGCCGACUGACCAUCACGAUCAUCAAAGCCAGAAACCUGAAAGCCAUGGACAUCACAGGAGCCUCAGACCCUUACGUAAAAGUCUCCCUCAUGUGCGACGGACGGAGACUGAAAAAGCGGAAAACGUCUACCAAGAGGAAUACCCUGAACCCCAUCUACAACGAAGCCAUAGUUUUCGACGUCCCUCCUGAGAACAUAGACCAAAUAAGUCUGUUAAUAGCAGUGAUGGACUACGAUCGCGUCGGCCAUAACGAGAUCAUCGGCGUGUGUCGAGUGGGGAACAUGGCCGAGAGCCUGGGCCGAGAUCACUGGAACGAGAUGCUGACCUACCCGCGUAAACCCAUCGCCCACUGGCACUCGCUCGUAGAGUGGAGCAGUGAAGGAAAUCCUGGAGGAAGCCAAGGCUCCUGCAACUCUCUCAAAACACCACCAUCACCCUGAAACCUCCAUCUGAUCGCAGCUCCCAGCGUUCGAAGAAAAAUGGUGGGAGAGUGAGACAUCUUGGCUAAAGGUCACUCAAAACGUGAUAAGAAGGUGCAGGCAAACAAAAAAACAAAAAAACACUGGACUUUUUCUCCCGGGGAAAGGGUGCGUGUCUGUUCUACUGCAUGUCAACGUGACCGUGUGUGUAGGCUUCAGUUUUAAGAAAAAAUUCCUAACAAGGUUACAGUUUUGUUUAAACUCUAUUUGAGAGGUAAGUAUUUUUGACAUGUUUUCUGUAUCUGUAUAACACAUUGUAAUAACUUCUUGAUGUUUUUGAGUGCAGUGCAUGGCCUCUAUUUUGUGUAAUUUUGUUCUUAUGGUAUCAGAUUUUACAGUGUUAAAUCAUUCUGUAUGAAAAUACAUAAGAAGUGCAAUAGCAAAGGUGCUGAUCGUCAUUACUGCACAUCGGAACCACGUCUUCGGACACGAGACUAGGAAAAUAAAUAAAUCAUGAUAUGAAAAUUCAUGAAAUUAUGAAUAAGAAAUUGUGCACACUAUAUUGCCAAAAGUAUUGGGACGUCUGCCUUUACAUGCACAUGAAUGUAAUAUGGAGUUGUCCCGCCCUUUGCAGCUAAAAACAGCUUCAAUUCUUCUGGGAAGGCUUUCCACAAGGUUUAGGAGUGUGUUUAUGGAAAUUUUUGACCAUUCCUUUGUGCAUUUGUGAGGUCAGACACUGAUGAUGGGCGAGAAGGUCUGGCUCACAGUCUCCACUUUAAUUCAUCAGGACUGUGCAGACCAGUCAAGUUUCUCCACACCAAUCCAUGUCUUUAUGGACCUUGCUUUGGUCACUGGUGUACAGUCAUGUUGGAACAGGAAGGGGUCAUCCCCAAACUGUUCCCACAAAGCAUGAAAUUGUCCAAAAUAUCUUGGUAUGAAGCUGAAGCAUUAAGAGUUCCUUUCACUGGAACUAAGGGGCCGAGCCCAACCCCUGAAAAACAACCCCUGAACUCAAUGAUUUGGAGGGGUGUCCCAAAACUUUUGGCAAUAUAGUGUAGCUAGAUAACCCACAAAUUCGCUGCUAGCCACUGUUACUUGUGUAGUAAUGCUAAACCUUUACAUGAAGCUCCAGUGUAUCUACAUUUUUCAGUUUUUAAGCGCUGGUUAAAGUUGUAAAUUACAGAAGAGUAUUUCAUUAAAUUACAUGUGCAUCAACUUUGAUAAUAUCUAUUAACACAGUAACUAUCCCAACAUGUAACUAAUAACUUUUUAACGUAAUUGAUAAAAACUAUUUGUUGUAACAUAAAAAAAACAACAAAAAAUGCAACAUUAUGUAAAUCCUGUAAUUUCAAUGCACCAUGAACUACAUAUUUAAAUCCUGCAGGAUUACAAAUGGAUUAUUUUAAUAGUCUAAAUCUGAUUUGCACUUAAUUCUAUACAAUGUUUUACUGAAUCUCUAAUCCAACUGUAGCACUGUUUAACUUCUCAGGAGUUACCUUAUUACCUCCCCUGAACUUAUGAACUUCCCCUGGCUGUCUGAAUAACCGAAUCCCCGUCUGUCUUCAAACAAAGACUAAAGACCUAAAGGUCCAGGGUGUCUAAUGAUGGGAAAUAGAAAUACUUUGCCCUACUGCAUCUUCUCCUAGUUUUAUGUCAUUGUCCUGAGGCUUCUGCAACAAAGCAGCAGUGCAAACAGCCUUGAAAGAAGCAACAUAUGAGCUUAAAACUUUGCCAAAGGAAUGUCAGUAUUGUACCAUAAUAACUUUUAUAAACAAGACAAAAAUUGUGCCAUUACAUAACUACAGAUGCUUCUAUACAUAUGCAUAGCUGAAAUAUUUUAUACAACUAUGUGGGUGUCUAACAAAUGCAUUGCUUGUAUAUUUGCAGUUUACUCGUUACCAGCUUCGAUGAGGGGAAACAGGAUUAAACAGCUAAUUGGUAUCAUAGUCUUACAUAACGAAAAAUCAAAUUGCUUCUCACCACCAUCUGGCAUCCACCCAAAAUAUGCAAAAAUCCCACUUAUCAAUUUAAUUGUCCAGAUCACACAGUGAUUAUAUUUAGCAUGUUUCCUCACCAACCUGAAGACUAGUUGAUGUUUUUCUGUUAUCCAUCUGCUCAGCUUCGGUGAGUCUGUGCCCACUGUAGCCUCAGAUUCCUGAUUUUGGCCCAAGGUUUGACAUUGUGAGUGUUGUGCUGUUUGAGAUGGUUUUCAGCUCACCAGGGUUGUAAAGUGUAGCUCUUUGGUUAAAGGUAUUGUAGACUUUCUGUCAGCUCUGUCUGGUCUUUUCUGAGUUCUCUCAUCAGCAGGCUGUUUCCACCCAGAGAACUUCUGCCACUAUUCUCCCCCACUAUUCUGUGUAAGAUUCCAGGAGCAUAAAAAUUCCAGGAGAUUUCUAAAAUACUCAUCUGCCCAUCUGUUAUCAACCACCAUGCUCCAAUCAAAGUCACUGAUUUUGUCACUUUCCCCAAUCUGAUGCUUGAUGCAAACAUUAACUGAAG